AUGGCCUUCAUGAUGAUGAAGAAGAAGAAAUUCAAGUUCCGCGUGGAGCUGGAGCUGGACGAGCUCUCCUCGGUGCCCUUCGUCAACGGGAUCCUCUUCUGCAAGGUGCGGCUGCUGGACGGCGGCAGUUUCAACGGAGAGUCUUCCCGGGAAGUAGUGCAAGCCAACUGUGUUCACUGGAAGAAGAGAUUUCUAUUUAUGUGCAAAAUGAGCGCAAGUGCCACUACAGGGAUUUUGGAUCCCUGCAUCUGCAGAGUGUCUGUACGGAAGGAACUAAAAGGCGGAAAGGCUUAUGCAAAGCUGGGUUUUGCAGACCUCAACCUGGCAGAGUUCGCUGGAUCUGGAAAUACCACUCGCCGCUGUUUACUGGAAGGUUAUGAUACCAAAAACACAAGGCAGGAUAAUUCAAUUCUCAAAAUAUUGAUCAGCAUGCAGCUAAUGUCUGGAGACCCGUGUUUUAAAACGCCUCCAUCCACAGCCAUGUCUAUAUCGGUUGCUGGAGAACCAGAAUCACUACAAGAAGACAGGAAAGGGGGAGAGAGCAUAAAAGCAGCACAUCUGAGUGUAUCAGAUCUUGCAACAAAAAGUGCUUCUAUCCCAGAUGAACUUGGAGCAAGUGGACAUUCUAGGACAUCCAGCUAUGCAAGCCAGCAGUCAAAAGUGUCAGGUUAUAGCACCUGCCAUUCGAGAUCAUCCAGCAUCUCUGAUCUCUGCCAUAAGAGAAAUACGUCUGCAGGAAGUACAUCGACGGGUAUAGGCAGUAUUCUAGAACCAUGUGAAGAGACUGAGUCCAAGAAAAAUGAGGAAGAUGCAGCCUCAGAAAAAUCGAACAGAUACCCAGUAAAACAGGAUUCUGUAGAGUCGCAGCUGAAGAGGGUUGAUGCUACCAGAGUUGAUGCUGAUGAUGUUGUUGAAAAAAUACUGCAGAGUCAAGACUUCAGUUUGGACUCAAGUGCAGAAGAGGAAGGGCUAAGACUCUUUGUGGGUCCUGGAGGGAGUACUGCCUUCGGAAGCCAUCACUUACCUAACAGAGUGGGUUCUGGAGCAUAUGAACAAGUAGUGAUUAAACGCUAGAAGAACUGGACUAAAAUUACACAGUAAUUCUUGGAGUUGCAGAAUUUGCAUAAUUCCAAAUACUGUCCUAGUCGGGCUCUUCUGAAAUGGCUGGUUUGUAGUCGCCUGGAUUGUCAGUUUGAGUUUGUCUU
Molecule: messenger RNA, 1205 nt
Organism: Euleptes europaea (tarantolino)
Lineage: Eukaryota; Metazoa; Chordata; Lepidosauria; Squamata; Sphaerodactylidae
Gene: EEIG2
Product: EEIG family member 2
Exons: 11
Coding region: 1-1074 (357 amino acids)
Source: RefSeq, a predicted model, not a curated record